Molecule: messenger RNA, 1611 nt
Organism: Oncorhynchus nerka (sockeye salmon)
Lineage: Eukaryota; Metazoa; Chordata; Actinopteri; Salmoniformes; Salmonidae
Exons: 2
Coding region: 1-1611 (536 amino acids)
Source: RefSeq, a predicted model, not a curated record
AUGACUGUGCUGACGGAGGAUACAGGGGGAGACGAGGGAGGGGGGGCGAGGAGGAACCACUUCUCCUUGAGGAGCUCAAACACUUCAGGAGACUCGGAUCAGAGAAAAGGAGGAGGUCUGGGAGACUCGGAUCAGAGAAAAGGAGGAGGUCUGGGAGACUCGGAUCAGAGAAAAGGAGGUCUGGGAGACUUGGAUCAGAGAAAAGGAGGUCUGGGAGACUCGGAUCAGAGAAAAGGAGGUCUGGGAGACUCGAAAUGCAGAAAAGGAGGUCUGGGAGACUCGGACCGCAGAAAAGGAGGAGGUCUGGGAGACUCGGAUCAGAGAAAAGGAGGAGGUCUGGGAGACUCGGAUCAGAGAAAAGGAGGAGGUCUGGGAGACUCGGAUCAGAGAAAAGGAGGAGGUCUGGGAGACUCGGAUCAGAGAAAAGGAGGAGGUCUGGGAGACUCGGAUCAGAGAAAAGGAGGAGGUCUGGGAGACUCGGAUCAGAGAAAAGGAGGUCUGGGAGACUCGGAUCAGAGAAAAGGAGGUCUGGGAGACUCGAAAUGCAGAAAAGGAGGUCUGGGAGACUCGGACCGCAGAAAAGGAGGAGGUCUGGGAGACUCGGAUCAGAGAAAAGGAGGAGGUCUGGGAGACUCGGAUCAGAGAAAAGGAGGAGGUCUGGGAGACUCGGAUCAGAGAAAAGGAGGAGGUCUGGGAGACUCGGAUCAGAGAAAAGGAGGAGGUCUGGGAGACUCGGAUCAGAGAAAAGGAGGAGGUCUGGGAGACUCGGAUCAGAGAAAAGGAGGAGGUCUGGGAGACUCGGAUCAGAGAAAAGGAGGAGGUCUGGGAGACUCGGAUCAGAGAAAAGGAGGAGGUCUGGGAGACUCGGAUCAGAGAAAAGGAGGAGGUCUGGGAGACUCGGAUCAGAGAAAAGGAGGUCUGGGAGACUUGGAUCAGAGAAAAGGAGGUCUGGGAGACUCGGAUCAGAGAAAAGGAGGUCUGGGAGACUCGAAAUGCAGAAAAGGAGGUCUGGGAGACUCGGACCGCAGAAAAGGAGGAGGUCUGGGAGACUCGGAUCAGAGAAAAGGAGGAGGUCUGGGAGACUCGGAUCAGAGAAAAGGAGGAGGUCUGGGAGACUCGGAUCAGAGAAAAGGAGGAGGUCUGGGAGACUCGGAUCAGAGAAAAGGAGGAGGUCUGGGAGACUCGGAUCAGAGAAAAGGAGGAGGUCUGGGAGACUCGGAUCAGAGAAAAGGAGGUCUGGGAGACUCGGAUCAGAGAAAAGGAGGUCUGGGAGACUCGAAAUGCAGAAAAGGAGGUCUGGGAGACUCGGACCGCAGAAAAGGAGGAGGUCUGGGAGACUCGGAUCAGAGAAAAGGAGGAGGUCUGGGAGACUCGGAUCAGAGAAAAGGAGGAGGUCUGGGAGACUCGGAUCAGAGAAAAGGAGGUCUGGGAGACUCGGAUCAGAGAAAAGGAGGAGGUCUGGGAGACUCGGAUCAAAGAAAAGGAGGAGGUCUGGGAGACUCGGAGGAGGUCUGGGAGACUCGGAUCAGAGAAAAGGAGGUCUGGGAGACUCGGAUCAGAGAAAAGGAGGAGAUCUGGGAGACUCGGAUCAGAGAAAAGGAGGAGAUCUGA